Limulus polyphemus (Atlantic horseshoe crab) is the source of this 5349-nucleotide messenger RNA. RefSeq names its product dual specificity testis-specific protein kinase 2-like. Gene Ontology annotation, cellular component: nucleus; cytoplasm. Lineage: Eukaryota; Metazoa; Arthropoda; Merostomata; Xiphosura; Limulidae. Gene Ontology annotation, molecular function: ATP binding; protein serine/threonine kinase activity. Bases 333 to 2621 code for a protein of 762 amino acids. The transcript has 12 exons. Gene Ontology annotation, biological process: actin cytoskeleton organization; protein phosphorylation. The record is from RefSeq and is a predicted model, not a curated record.
UCGUGCGGAGUUGUGUAACGUAAGUUUGAGGAACCGUGGAAGUAAAAAUUGUCUUCUAUGUCUAGGUAAUGAGUUAUCACAAGCACCGUUCAUUUAUUUUUAUGAUAAAUAUAUUCUGUGAAAAUAAUCAUUCAAAAUACUGUUUGUCACAUAAAAAAAAUUGAAUAUUUGGAUCCUGAGGAACUUAUGUGAGGAUUUUGUUUUCAAACAAAAUGAAAGAAAAGCAAGGCCUCUGUAUUUGUUGAAAGCUGACGCUGGUAUGGGCUAGCAGAACUGGGCAUCUGAAACUUCUCUGUCCAGAUGGACUCUCGUGUUAACGUGACUAUUGCAAUAUGUCCUUAUCUGGUCGAGCUUUAGUGUGCCAUCCUCACCCUUUGGAGCCACAUAAAGCUGCAUCAGUGAACUUUACUCAUGGUGACACAAGAAAUAUGGACCCCAGCAGUGUGGGGAGUCAACUUCCCUACAAAACUAUUUCACCUCGAUUCACAGGAUCAUCUUGUCAAGCUUUGCGGCAUGCGGUGGCAGCCUUAAAUCGAUUGGAUGAUUUUACAUGUGAAAAAAUUGGUUCAGGUUUUUUUUCGGAAGUUUUCAAGGUAACUCACCGAACUACGGGUCAAGUGAUGGUACUCAAAAUGAAUACGUCUUUUAGCAACCGGCAGAACAUGCUUCGUGAGGUUCAGCUGAUGAAUCGACUGUCUCAUCCUAACAUUCUCAGGUUCAUGGGAGUGUGUGUUCACGAAGGACAGCUACAUGCUCUGACUGAGUAUAUCAACGGAGGCAGUCUAGAACAGUUAAACCUUAACAAGAAUGAAAUUCUUCCAUGGACAAUAAGGCUGAAGAUUGCGUUGGACAUCGCCCGUGGGAUGACCUAUCUUCACUCCAGAGGCGUCUUCCAUCGUGACCUGACGUCCAAGAAUGUUCUUAUCAAGAGAGAGGCCACCAAUCUGACCGCUGUUGUAGGAGACUUUGGUUUAGCCGAAAGAAUACCAGAUGAAGCAAGUGAUCAGGCCCACAGACUUCCAAUUGUUGGUUCUCCUUACUGGAUGGCGCCAGAGUGCUUAAAGGGAGAGUGGUACAAUGAAAAGGCUGAUAUUUUCUCAUAUGGAAUCAUUCUGUGUGAGUUAAUUGCUAGAAUUGAAGCAGACCCCGAUAUUUUGCCAAGGACUGAGAACUUUGGUGUAGACUAUAAGGCUUUCAGCAAGAUGUGCCCAGACUGUCCUCCGGAUUUUUUAAAAUUAGCAUUACACUGUUGCAGGAUUGACCCUAAAUAUCGUCCAUCAUUCAAAGCAAUAACUGAAGAGUUGGAAACGAUGGUUUAUUCUGAAAAACCUCAACUUAAUGGUGUAUCAUAUAGAGCCAAGCAGGCUCCUCCUGGGGGUGAACGGGAUGAAGAUGAAACAGAAAGCUACAGAAGUGUCCAAGCCAUCUUCAGUAACCGGAGAAGCUGGUGUGAAGACAACCAACAGCUGAUACCGGUUGAAACUCCUCGUAAAAUCAGGGCCCCUCCUGUGACUCCAAAAGACAUUGGGGAUGUAAUGUCAAAAGAUGACCCCCAUUAUGUCCCCAAUAGCAACUCACAGAAUCCUUUCAAUACACAUUUUCUUUUUAAGGGACAAAAGAAGAUUGUGGAACAGCCAGCAAUUUUGUCCCCCAGCUGUUCUUAUGACCUUCCAUCUCCCUCAGGAGCACCAACUCCUCCUUCAAGCCCAAUCAGUCCAGAAGAGUCUUUGUCCUCAGCAAAGGUGUCUCUGUCCACAGGACUUCAAAGACUUUCUGUCCAUUCUCAAGCUCCUUCUCCAACAUUACUGCAGCAGACAUUGAGACAUAUUUCUAGCUGUAAAUCAGACAGCCACCUACCUGAAUCACCUAACUCUCUUUCUCCGGAACCACCAGCUGAGACCAGACUUGUAGUAUCAAGUUCCGUCCAAAACAAUUCAAUAUGCUGUGAGAAGAGUGAAGAAGAAAAUGAGAAUGUUGGCUUUGUGUCAUUUAGUUCAGUUUCCACUUUAUCACCACUCUUGCAACACAAUCAGAUUUUUUCCAGUGCCAAAGUACAUAGUUCCUGUACACAUUUCAAAUCAAAUGGAUCAUGGGAGGGCAGUGAACAGUAUUCUUGUUGUUUUGAAGAGGAAGGAAGGUCAGGAAGCUGUUUCAUUUCUGAGAAAGAUUCUAGUCAAGCAGCUCUGGGAAGGAAAAGGCCAUCUUCCUACCACUCAGAUGACUCUGGCUGUUACUGUAAUGUCCCUUGUUCACAGCAGGCAACAGAAAUGGUGUUGCUAAAUGUGAGAAAUAAUGUGGAAUCCAGUUUAGAAGAAUUGAGUGUGCAUGAAAGGGACUCUGUUACAGAGGAUGACCCAACAUUAAACACCAGCCAUCUUACUAAAAGUAUAUUGAUACGUAAUGAGCUAAAGCCCUCUAGCUGUGAGUCUGUUGACUUCAAAAACUGGCCAAAGUUGCCUAGUCAAAAUUUUUUUGUUAGAGAAGGGACAAAAGAUCGUGAAACAGUGAUUGAACAACCUCAUUCUGAUACUUUCCUGUUUGGUAAUGGAAGGCUGCUUCAACCUGGAAGGACAGCCAAGUUUCUCAAGACAGCAGAGGAACAUAAAGAAAGGCUAGAUUAAGAAAAGAAAAACAAAAAGAAGAUGAAGGAAAGCUUGUAGAUCUUGUAACUAGUAAAGAUAUUUAAUAUUCUGAAUUUACCGAGUUUUAAAAAACUUGGAUGUCAUAGGCAGUAUGCUACAGUGAAGUUUUGAGUGAGAGAGCUUAUCAUUAUGAACUAUUAAUUUUAUCAACUCAAGCUUAUGAGUAGAAUUUUAGAUGAGUUGGCUGUGUAGUCUUAGCUCAGCAAAAAAUAUGUUUAAAUUGCUAAAUUCAUGAUGCAAAUUUCAGUAUUGAUAUUUCUUGAGUUAAACUUUAGACAAGCUUGUCAAAGUGUUAUAAGCUGUUUUGAAAUUUUCUAUAAUUUAAAUUGGAUGCCAUUUGUUUUCUUUGAUUGGCUUCUUUUUUUAUAUGUAAUGUAUUAUUGGGCACUUUGAUGGAAAUCUUCAAUGCACUUUGCUGUACCUUAAGGGCUCGUUGCUGUUGAAUUUACAAAGUGGUACAGAACUUGUCCAUUGAAGAACUCAAACUAAUAGCUGUCUGUAGUGCAGUACUUGUUUUAGCUUAUAAUAAUAAUUCUCAAUGAAUGAAUGUGAGACAGUUAAGUCGAUUUUUAAGCAAAUUCAGAUUUGGUUCACAAAUUUAUGGAUUUCUUGCAAAAAUAGAAAGUACCUGCAGCAACAACAUGUUGACUAGUUGAAGCAACUGGAACAAAAUGGGACUUGAAACUUAAUCGAGUUGCAGAAUGAACUUUAUGGGUGAAAUAUAGGAACACUCCAAUGAAAAGAAUCAGUUAAUUUAAGGCAGUUUUAAAUAUAUUCUAGAUAAUGUUUUAUGACCGUAUAUUAUAUGUUGAUGUUUAAAAGAAGAGAAGAGAAUGGUUUCUACAAAAGUCCCAUUCAUUUGGAAUGUUUGCAGUAUUCUGUGACCCUUGCAGUAAACUUAUUCAUGACUUUGAUACCUUAAUUAUUUUUAUUUAAUCUUCCAUUAAGCACUUAUUAAAUAGAAAAUAUCUUAGUUUUUCUCUGUUAUUAGAGUGCUCCUAUUUUUCAUCCAAGUUAUUUUUCAGUUUUCUCAAAUAAUCAUGUCUUGUUGAAGCAGGUAGUAUUUGGUUUGUUAACUCUAUCCAUAUUCUUUUUGUAAAAAAACUUUAAUUUCUAAAAACUUAAUGUCUCAAAUCUAACUAUUUUCUUGCCAUGUGGUGGUCUUUCUUACAUACAGUUAGCAUCCUUACCACUUUCACUUGUCAUUUGAACAGAGUGGCCUUCUAAAAAGUUGCUCAUUAUGACCCUCCAUUGGUCAGUUUGAAAGAUUUGUUGUGAAAAGUAUCCGCAGUAUGUAUUUUAAAACCCCAUCUAAAAUAUGUAUACAUGUAUGAAAAGUGUUUUAUCAAGUAGAAUAAUAUAUUCUCAAGUUAAUCUUGUACAGAGUUUGUAAGUUAUUGACAGAAUCCAGGUAUUCAUGAUGUUGUUGGUUUACCUAGUUUACCAGCUUUCUCAUUAUCUGUUAGAGAAGGAAGUUACUUUCAUAUUUCUUUUAUACUGUUAGAAAAUUUGGAAAGCUGUACACUUACUUUCAAGCAUUUUAAAACAGUAGAUGUUUUGAUUUAAAAAAAAAAUGCUAAUUAUGAUUAUUAAUAUUGAAGUUGGUUUAUUAUUAUUGAGGCUGGAAUUAAUUGAAUGUAUGUAGUAUUUAAUUUUUUUUUCUCAUUAAUAAAAUUAGUAUCAGAAAAUUAUAUUUAUAAACUCUUUCAUCAAUUUUUAAAAAUCAGCUUUAGACUCAAUUACCAAAGACAGACAAUUUUGCUUUUAUAACAGUGUGACCUCACUAUGAAAAAUUGUUUUUCUUGUAUAAAUACUAAAAAUGUGGUUGAAGCUUUUGUAAAUGACCAAAUAAGAAUUGUCUUGGCUUACUUGCAGAUCUAAAACAAUCUUACUUUUAUUGUAUAGAUCUAUAAGUAAAAUUCAAAACUUGUAAAGCAUUCUAAUAAUUAUUUCACCAAUUAGCUUAUAAACAUAGAAAUCUUCAAAUUGAAACACUUGACAUUUUACACUGAAGUAAGCUUCCUUAGACAGGUUAGUAAUUUUGUAAAAUACAAAAAAAUAAAUUAAAAUUGAGGACAUUUUUUAAACUUCAGAAGACAAAGUCAAUCAAAAUACAGCUUGAAGAAGAUCGUUACAAAUACAACAAAUAAAAUUUCUAGUUUUUAGAAGCUCUAGUCAUACUGACAUUUUUCCUGUUACAUUAAAAUGUGUUUGUUUUUUCUGAAGCAGUGUGUGAUACUGAAAAUGUCUGCAAAAUAGCUGAUACAAAAAGUUAUGGUAUUUAUUUCAGGAGCUGUAAAACGAGUUUAAAGCUUUUAAAUAUGGUUUGCUUUUAGAAUAUGAAAAUGAGGUAGAUUAGUUUUCUGUGAUGCUACAAAUAAGAAUUAUGAUUUUGAGUUGAAGUUAAGAUACUUGAUUUAUGAACUAGUGUAUUAGAUAUAGCAUAUUUGCUUUCUGUUUACUUAAUAUUGUGAAUAAUGUCUUUGAUACUUUGUUUUAUCUGUGUUAAAUCAGAACGUUCACUUCUUAAAAGAGAUUGGAAGAACUUACUGCUUUAAAACAAGUCUGAAUGUUUCUGCAGCUUCUUCUUCUGAACUCAGAGGUACAAAUUCUAUGCUUGCUGACUAACAGAGAGAUUGCUGGUAAACUAGUUGCAUGAAAUGUAACCUCAGAUCUUCCAUGAAUUUAAUAAAAAAUUUUUAUCAUA